AUGUCUGAUGAAAUUCAUUUAAACGUUGGAGGUACUCUAUUUGUAACAAAAUGGUCAACAUUACAAAGACAUGGCGAUACUUUAUUGGGAUCCCUAACAACGACAUCAGAUUAUUACAAUAAUGAUAAAAACCAGUUUUUCUUUGACAGAAAUCCAGACUUGUUCAACACCAUUCUAGAUUUUUACAGAAAUGGAAUCAUUCAUUUUCCUACCCAUAUUUGUGGGUGGAAUUGGAAACAGGAACUUGAAUUCUGGAGAAUUCCCAUUACAAACAUAUCCGAAUGUUGUUACCCAACAUACAUCAAAUACGAAAAAGAUCAGAAUCUUGUAAAUUAUAUAAAAAAUGCUUUUAUCGUGCGUACUGCAGAAUAUCAAACACAUAAAGUAUCAUGUUUAGCAGGUAUCAAACAAAGAAUUUGGCUCUUCCUGGAAGAACCGACAUCUUCGAUUGCAGCAAAGAUAUUUAGCAUCUUCUACCUGUUAAUAGUACUGUUGUCUGCAAUAACACCGAUGCUGGCUACACAUCCAGAUGUGCGACAGAAAGUUGUAGAUAUCGAUAUAUUGAUUUACUGGGUUAACUUGAAUGGACUAAAUCUAUGGAUAGACAAAGAAAAUCCAAAGGAAGUCAUGUUUGUAACAACAGUACCCCCUAAAUGGCUAAAGGAUUUGGAACUCUUCAUAACGAUUUUCUUUUCUUGUGAACAAAUAUUAAGAUUUGCCUCCUGUCCAAGAAAGAAGGAGUUCUUCAAAGACUGGUUGAAUUUUCUUGAUGUAGUAUUAUUCUUUGCUAUGUGGACUAUUUUCAUUAUUGAACAAUCGUUUGCCGAAAAGUUACUUGAAAAUUUAGAUCUGUUGAUAUUCUAUUCUGUGUGUUAUUGUCUCGUUGUUUUCCGACUUCUUAGAUUCUUUAGGAUCACGAAACAGUACAGUGCGCUUAGAAUCUUAUUGAUGUCUGUGAGAGCUAGUAUAAAAGAACUGGGUUUACUGAGUAUUACAUUUCUUAUUUUUGUAUUAUUGUUUGCUAACCUCAUAUAUUUCGCCGAAUUACGGGAUCCAACGACCUUUUCAGAUAUGGUUAUUGGUCUUUGGUGGUCCGUCGUAACUAUGACUACAGUUGGAUAUGGUGAUGAGGUACCUAAGUCUGCCCUGGGUCGUAUUGUUGGAUCAUUGUGUGCCGUUUCCGGUCUAUUACUUCUCGCUAUGCCAAUUGCUGUAAUUGCCGGAAAAUUUAAUGACUUGUAUGAGAAAAAUGCAAACAGAGAGGAUUUUAAAAAACUACACACUAUUCAAAAGAUGUGCAAGGUUCAUCCUAGCAAUACCAUGACUUUGCAACAAAGUAAAAGUCUGAAAAAUACGUCUAACCUAAAUACCAAAGAACUUGAAUCUAACAGUGAUAACAAACUUUUUGAGAUAGAUAUGUAA
Molecule: messenger RNA, 1422 nt
Organism: Mytilus californianus (California mussel)
Lineage: Eukaryota; Metazoa; Mollusca; Bivalvia; Mytilida; Mytilidae
Product: potassium voltage-gated channel protein Shaw-like
Exons: 2
Coding region: 1-1422 (473 amino acids)
Biological process (GO): protein homooligomerization; potassium ion transmembrane transport
Cellular component (GO): membrane; voltage-gated potassium channel complex
Molecular function (GO): voltage-gated potassium channel activity
Source: RefSeq, a predicted model, not a curated record